Orcinus orca (killer whale) is the source of this 5729-nucleotide messenger RNA. RefSeq names its product palmitoyl-protein thioesterase ABHD10, mitochondrial-like. Gene Ontology annotation, cellular component: mitochondrion. The record is from RefSeq and is a predicted model, not a curated record. Gene Ontology annotation, biological process: protein depalmitoylation. Lineage: Eukaryota; Metazoa; Chordata; Mammalia; Artiodactyla; Delphinidae. Gene Ontology annotation, molecular function: hydrolase activity, hydrolyzing O-glycosyl compounds; palmitoyl-(protein) hydrolase activity. The coding region runs from base 3497 to 4378 and encodes 293 amino acids. The transcript has a single exon.
AGGACUUGUUUCCAAUGGCUUUAUGAUAUUGUGGUUAAGUGUGUGGAGCCCUCUUCGUUUUGUAUUUAACAUAAAAUUGCACAAGUUUGUUUUCCAUGAAUAAAUCCACUACACCACACACCAAAAUUUAUUUGGAUGAUUUAGUCAAAUUAUGUAAAAAAAGAUCACAGACAUGUUUCAAAAGGUAAAAGCCACCCCAUUCAUUUUUAUCAAAAUCAAGAACAAGUCAAGCACAUCCAUUAUUGUUGGCAUCAUUAACCCCACUGGUUUUUAAAAGUGUUCUGGGAAUUUUACCACGUGAAAAAAUAAAUAAAGGAAGGAUACUUUAAAAAGGGGGAAAAUUAUCAUUGGCAAAAAAAUUUGGUUUCUAGAAAACCCAGACGCAUUGACAAAGUUUCCUCAUAAUAGGACAAAAGUAUCCAGAAAUAACCUUAACGAGGAAACUCAAGAACAAAGCACUAGGACUUCGCUGGUGUGCAGUGGUUAAGAAUCCUCCUGCCAAUGCAGGGGACAUGGGUUUGAGCCCUGGUCCAGGAAGAUCCCACAUGCGGUGGAGCAACUAAGCCACAGCUACUGAGCCUGUGCUCUAGAGCCCACAAGCCACAACUAAAGCCCGCGCACCUAGAGCCCGUGCUCUGCAACAAGAGAGGCCACUGCAAUGAGAAGCCUGUGCACCUCAAUGAAGACCCAACGCAGCCCAAAAAAAUAAUUAAUUAAUUUUAAAAAAAGCACUAGACAUGAAAAUAUAUAAAUGAGUGAAAGAAAUAUCAUAACACAGAAUAUUAAGACUGUCUAUUGUAAAGACUCUUCUCAAAUUCAUGAUUCAAAUAGCAUCCCAAUUUCUGUAUGGAUACAGGGUAGGUUUUGAUUCUGUGUUCACAGUUGACACCGACCUUCAGCGUAACUAGAAGGGUUAUGAUAUGCAGCUUUCCGUAAGUCCAUGCUCUCUUAGGUUGGUUGCAUCAUGUUGGCUUUAUCUGUUGGGUGAAGGUUUGGUGGAACUCUCCUGUAAAAUAGCCUGGUCCCAGUCCUGUGUUUUAGGGGCAUAUUUUUCACUGCCUUUAUAAUAAUUUUCAUAACAUGAGUUCAUGGAGCUUUUCUAUUUUCUAGAGUCAGCUUUGGUCAAUUAUAUUUUCCUAGCAAACAAUUUACUUCUAGACUUGCAAGUACUUUGGUAUAAACCUUUACAUAGUAUUCUAAUUUUUUCAAUAUCUUUAGCUGUGUACCAUUUCUUGUUCCAAUUUUUUUAUAUUUAUAUCUUCUCCCUUUUUUUCUUAACCGUACUUGCCUUCAGAUUUGAUUGGUAUUUUUGCUUUAUUAAGCAACUUUCUUUUUUCUGUUUUCUAUUUUAUUAAUAUAUUUUAUUCAUUCCUUCCAUAUACUUUAUAUGGAAUUACUGUAUUAUUUUUAUUGACUCAAUUUGAAAGCGAAGUUUGCCCAUUUUCUUUUUUAAAAAAUUUUUAUUUUAAUUAAUUAGUUUAAAGGAAUCAAUCUAUACCGACAGAUUGUUAAGGCACUGGGAUAGAUGGGGAAGAUUAUUUGGGAGUGUAUGAGAAAGAGGCCCUUCCCAAGGGACUCCAAAUUAUACCAUAUUUAUAGUGUUCACAUCAUUUUUUUUUUUUUUUGGCCAUGCCAUGUGGAAUGUGGGAUCUUAGUUUCCCAACCAGGGAUGGAACCUGUGCCCCCUGAAGUGGGAGCGUGAAGUCUUAACCACUGGACUGCCAGAGAAGUCCCUGCCUAUUUUCAGUCUUUCCUGUAUGCCAAUAAAUGCAUAAAGAGUAUAAAUUUUUUCUCUGAGCAUUGUUUUCAUGGUAUCCCACAGGUUUGGGUAAGUAGAACUUUCAUUGCAAUUCAUUUCUAAACAGUUUAUACUUUCCUCAUUAAUCCACAAGUUAUUUAUAAGUGUAUUUAAAAUUUUCCAGAUACAGAAUUUUGUUAUUGUUGUUAUCCUACUCUUGUUGAUUUUUAAUUUUAUUCUUUGAGUGUAUACUACAUGAUUUCUGAUAUCUGGAAUUUGUUGAUAUAGAAAAUCUCAAAAGAAUUAGGGAAUAAUGCCAGGUGGAAUUUUGUUAAUGAUUCAUGUGUGUUAGAAACAAAUGUGUACUCCCGGCUUGUUGGGUACAAUACAUAUACGUCUUUGUCAGAUCAAACUUGGUAAUGUUAUUGUUCAAUUUGCUUCUAUCUGUACUAAUUUUUUCAAGUUGAUUUCUAAGUGAGGGGUGUUUAGAGGCUCUUACUGUGAUUGUGGAUGGGUCAGUUUCUUUUUAACUUCCAGUUCAUAUCUUUUGUUAUUUUAUUGGGUUGUUUCUUUUUCUUGUUGUUUUGUGGCUGUUCUUGCAUUUUAGGGAAAUUAAUCCCUUGUUGGUUAUAUUCUUUCUCUAGCAAUCUUAAAAUUACUUUAACAGAAUUUGCAUACAACUAGUAUUUUAACAAUACAAUGUAUUAUUGAAAGAUAGGCUUAAAAGGGUUUCUGUUUUACAGCCUUUCAUUAGUCCUUAGUGGAUUUUUAUUUGACUGGAUAUAUUCUUGAAAAUAAAGCUAUGUUUAUUUUUUAAUUUCCAUAAUGUCAAUUUUUAACCUAUAUAGACCAACCUUCCUAAAUGACCGAAACUGUAGUUUUACUGGGACAAAUUAGAAAAUUUGAACAAAAACACUUUUAAAAUUCAUUAAUUAAUUAAUUUAUUUUUGGCUGUAUUGGGUGUUCAUUGCUGGGCACGGGCUUCCUCUAGUUGAGGCGAGUGGGGCCUACUCUUCGUUGCGGUGUGCGGGCUUCUCAUUGCGGUGGCUUCUCUUGUUGUGGAGCAUGGGCUCUAGGUGCAUGGGCUUCAGUAGUUGUGGCACAUGGGCUUAGUUGCUCCGCAGCAUGUGGGAUCUUCCUGGCCCAGGGAUCGAACCCAUGUCCCCUGCAUUGGCAGGCAGAUUCUUAACUAAUGUGCCACCAGGAAAGUCCCUGAACAAAAACAUUUCAAUCUAAGGCAAGAUACCAUAGUUUCAAUUAAAAUGUCAGACAACUCAUUAUAAGGUUAUAAAACUUGGGUUAGUCAUGAACAACAUGUGAUAGGAAUUGGAGAGCCAGUCUCCCCCCUCACCCCCACCCUGCCCAGCCACUCCAGCCGUGUGUAUGUGGGCAAAUUAUUCAGACUUUGGGUCACAACUUCCUCAUCUGAUGGAAUGGAAGACAUUCACAACCUCUCAGAGUCAGUAUAAGAAUAAAAGUGGAUCAUUGACAAGAAAGCUGUUUGCAAAAGAGCAAAUACCCAUUUCUGUCAUUCUACUGGGUACUGAAGCCCUAGCCUGGAGUAGUCUGAGCCCCAUAUAUUUCCAUGACACUCCUGUGUUUCAACCCCAAUUCUCCCAGUCAUGACAGACAUUCCUUUAGGGUCCUUCUCCGUUUUCAGAAUCAUCCCUCACAAUCCCUUUAGGAAAUGGGAAAUGUUGACCAUGUUUCAACCCCAAUUCUCCCAGUCAUGGGAGACCCUCCAUUUAUAGCACAUCCAUGAAAAGACAAAGCUCAUUCAAAAUGGAGCACUUGUGGGACCUCCCUGGUGGCGCAGUGGUUAAGAAUCCGCCUGCCGGGGUACCUUGUCAUAGGUGGGGCUGGAUGGCCGUCUCCUUCGGCUUCCACUGUGGGCUCAGCACAUUACUUGCACCGAAGGCCGAGCCGGCACCACAGUGGCUCCCAGCUUGCAGACAAAAGACAUCAACCUCUUUCCUUAGUCGACCAGAUCUUCCAAACCUGGCUCAUAAAAGGCUAAAAGGCAAAAGUCCAGGAAUUAUCUUCAUCCCUGGCUAUAUUAAUAUGAAUGGUACAAAAGCAUUGGCAAUUGAGGAGUUUUGCAAAUCUCUAGGUCACGCCUGUAUAAGCUUUGAUUACUCAGGAGUUGGAAAUUCAGAUGGUAACUUAGAAGAAUGCACAGUGGGAAAAUGGAGAAAAGAUGUUCUUUCUAUAAUUGAUGACUUAGCUGAAGGACCACAGAUACUAGCUGGAUCUAGCCUCGGUGGAUGGCUUAUGCUUCAUGCUGCAAUCACACGGCCACAAAAGGUUGUUGCUCUUAUUGGCAUAGCGACAGCUGUGGAUGGCCUAGUGACACAGUUUAAUCAGCUUCCUGUUGAGGCAAAAAAGGAAAUAGAGAUGAAAGGUGUGUGGUCCAUGCCAUCAAAAUACAGUGAAGGAGGAGUUUAUCGCAUUCAGUACAGUGUCAUUAAAGAAGCAGAGCACCACUGCUUGUUACAUAGUCCUAUUCCUGUGAACUGCCCUAUAAGAUUGCUCCACGGCAUGAAGGAUGACAUUGUAUCAUGGCAUAUGUCCAUGCAGGUUGCUGACCGAGUAGUCAGCACAGAUGUAGAUGUCUUCCUCCGAAAGAAUAGUGAUCACUGAAUGAAGGAAAAAGUGGACAUUCAACUUCUGGUUUACACUAUUGAUGACUUAAUUGAUAAGCUUUCAACUGUAGUUAACUAGAAUCACAGUUUUAGUUGGAAUGUAAAGUAAUGGAUCCAGAAGAUGGAAGAGGGAUAACAGAUGAAGGACCCUGAUACUUAGAAGGUUUUUUUCUCUUAUCUCUACCUUGUAAAUAUCAUGUGCGUAUUUAAUGAUGUAUUUGCACAAGUGAUUCAGAUUGUGAAGAAAGAGCCAGCUGCUGUUUGAAAAAUUUUCUCCUUCCUUCAAUCCUUGACUUUUUUCAUUAAAAUAUUUCCUAUUUUUUUAUUCAAGAGAUGUUUACCUUCUAAUGCUUAUGUUAACUGUGCCAGCUCUUACUUAGAAUUGCUAAUAAAACUUGAUUUUUUUGUUUUCUGUUUGGUAUCAUUGUAUAUGGAGAUUUGCAAAAUUAUUUCUGAUUUUAAAAUGCAGUUUACAAAAUAUAGGAAAAUGUUUAUUGAAAUAAAUCUAAAAUGACUAGAGAAAUGUCUGAAACAUAAUAAAGUUCAAAAUAAAGCUAUUACUUUAUAUAUUAAAAAAAAUAAGAAGAAUCUGCCUGCCAAUGCAGGGGACACGGGUUCGAGCCCUGGGCCAGGAAGAUCCCAGAUGCCGUGGAACAACUAAGCCCAGGCACCACAACUACUGAAGCCUGCGGGCCUAGAGCCCCUGCUCCGCAGCAAGAGAAGCCACCGCAAUGAAAAGCCUGCUCACCGCAACAAAGAGUAGACCCCGCUCACGGCAACUAGAGAAAGCGUGCAGCAACAAAGACCCAACACAGCCAAAAAUAAAUAAAUAAAUAAAUUAUAAUUUUAAAAAACGGAACGCUUGCUUCCUUAAACCAUUAGUAGGGAAACAAGACAUUUUUCUCCAUCCCCUUUUACAUUUUUCCCAAUAAUCUCCAGUUCAGCGGUAUCUGGCAAACGAGUGUUGGUACUUGAAGACUCCCCUGAGGAAAUAAGCUACAGGCUUUAUCUCUCCCAUGGGGUGAUUUGGAUUGAAGUGUUUUCUUUGUUUUAGUUUUGCAGCAUCUCUUCAAUUUUUAGAGGCUUCUGGGGAAAAAAAACCCUGCCAACCCAGGCGUAUAAACUCUUCAAACAGUAGUAUGCCUUUUCAGCUCAUUUGGUCUUCGAUGGUUUACUUCUCAUAAUAAACAUGUGCAUCUUUUCAAAAGAAUUAGUACACUGGUUGGAAACCGCAGAUGUACUUAGAAUUCUCUUUAUUCCCUUGGAGGGAGAGGUUUCCCUUUUUCCAGUUGUCUUGAAACCCUUUGUUGCACGUUUAUGGCAGAACCAUGGCAAAGGUGCUUCUCUCC